UAAAUUAUCCAGAAUGCCGCACUACCCAGACGAAAUAGAAUACUCAGAUAAGUAUUAUGACGACGAGUACGAGUACAGACAUGUUUCCCUUCCCAGGAAAAUCUACAAAAUGAUCCCUCCAGGCAAGCUUCUUGAGGAAGACGAAUGGAGAGGCAUCGGAGUUCAGCAGUCAAGAGGAUGGGCUCAUUAUGAAAUUCAUGACCCUGAGCCUUAUAUUUUGUUGUUUAGAAGACCUCUCGGAACAGAUCCUCUGACUGGAAAAAUAUUAAAGUAAACCUUCUGUUGUAAUAAUGAAGUCUAAGUAAUCCUUCUCUUUAAAAAUUCAGCUUGAACAAAACUUUUUGAUUUCUGUACCAAUUCUAUUUAUGAAACCUGUAAUCUAGGACCUUCAAAAGCACAGCUAGUAGCUCUUACCUUGGAGGGAUGGUAUAGGGCCAAGGCUAUUUCCUCAGCAAUAGGUACCACAGUUUAGCACCUUUUCACCUAAGUUAUAUACCCUCUCAGAUGAGAGAUUCAUGAAAUAGUCUUUGCAUCUUGGUAUUUUUACUAAGAGUUU
Molecule: messenger RNA, 556 nt
Organism: Moneuplotes crassus
Lineage: Eukaryota; Ciliophora; Spirotrichea; Euplotida; Euplotidae
Source: the annotation of a GenBank genome assembly